CAUUCCGUCGUAUGAUAUUUUAUUGUUUGUGUGAUUGAAAUUGAUUUUAAUGCUUCUUCAUUGGUUGUUCCAAGGUUUUGGACUUUGGAGUUAAUUUUAUCGAUGUGUUUCUUUAUUACUUGCGCCGUGAUUAGCUCUUUAACUCUGUGUGACAUUUUAUAUUAGUGAUGUGAAAUGUGUGGAGACUGUUGUUGAGUGUGUGUAGUAGCACUAAAGAAGACUGUUUUGGCUUUGAUUGAUAGCUGUAACCUUAAUUUCAAGUCAUGGUUUUAUAAACGGGGAUGAGUUUUUGUUUUUGUUUUGGGUGAGUUUGGAGAGGUUUAGAAAGUUCUUCAUGGUUGGACAAGGGGUAUCGAUGACAGGAUGUUUUCUCCUACAGUGUCUUGAUUGAUUUCGGUGAGAAAGGUUGGAAGGCUUCAUAUUGCUUAAAGACACCCCCCUCUACAACUCAUUUUUUGGUAUGCACAUAUUUGCCUGGUUUUUUGCUUGUCUUUUACUAAAAUUGGAAAUGAAGCUUGCACAGAGUGAUAUUAACAAUGAAAAAAAAAAAAACAUUUGUUCUUUUGUCGAUCUAAAUAAUGUAUGGUUGUGUCAUGCUCGUUUUAGUAGGCCACUUUCUGCUAGUUAUAAGAGUACUUUCCCUUCAAUGGUUUUAUGAAUUCCAGAAGCCGACCAUGUUUGCAACUGAAUGCACGUUGACCUUGUGUCAUGAGGUAUUGCAAUCUUUUCAAUUCUCUUUUAUCUCUAUUGCAGUUUCAUUCCAUUUUAUAUGCUGCAACAUGGGCUGCUAUAUAAAAAAACCUCAUAAUUCAACUAGAAUUUCUUCUUAUUAAACCAUGCAUGCAUGAGAUUAUGAAAGUUACUAUUCGCAAUUGGUGGAUGGGAUAGUUUGAGAAGCCUGCUAUAUUGCAAGUGGUCACCAAAGGUAAGCACUUUUAACACAUCCGUGAAUUUCAAACUUGCUAGUAUUUCUUAUUGUUAUCUUCAGGUUGUCAUUCAGCUGGUGAUUGUUGGCUGUGCUUCCAUCUCUAUUAUGCUUUUGAUGUGUGGUAACAGCAUUCCAUUGUUUUUGUCGCAUUUUUUCCCCAUAUAUCUUUAGUGUUGUAUUGAUUAGUUUAUGUUUACAUUCACUCAUGGCGUGCUCUAAUAUAUCCAGCAUAGAUGUUUUUCUUCUCUGUUCAGGAAUUUCUCGUUAUCCCCCUCCAUAUGGAACAAUGGUUCGUCCUAUAUACCCUCCACGCCCUCCUGGAGCAGUUAAUGUAAUUCCAGUAUCACGACCACCUGUUGCAGGGGUCCCUCCAGUUCGCCCUAUUAUGCCUCCUGUUGUCAGACCUGCGGUUGCUCCAAGUGUUACUCCAGCUGAGAUGCCACAAACCACAGUUUAUGUUGGCAGGAUUGCACCAACUGUGGAAAAUGAGUUCAUGCUCUCUCUCCUUCAAUUAUGUGGAGCUAUCAAGAGCUGGAAACGUCCUCAAGAUUUAUCAAGUGGAACUCCCAAGGGUUUUGGGUUUUAUGAGUUUGAGUCUGCCGAAGGGGUUCUCCGUGCCUUGCGUCUCCUUACUAAAUUGAAUAUUGAUGGGCAAGAACUAAUGGUCAACGUGAAUCAAGCUAUGAAAGAAUACCUGGAGCGCUAUGUUCAGAGAAAAACUGAGAACUCGAAGAAAACAGAAAUUCAGGCAGCAAGAGUUGAAAAAGACGAUGAAGCUGAACAACCUCCUGAUGCAAAGGAGAAUGCAAAGCCUGAUGUAGAGCACUCCAAUAAAGAGGAUAAUGAUUCAGGGAACAAGGAUUCCCACGAUGUGGCAAACUUUGGAAUUGUCACAGAUGAAGAUAGGGAAACUGAUCGAGAGGCUUUAGAAAAGAUCACGAAGAUGAUUGAGGAGAGAUUGAAGACCAGACCUUUGCCUCCACCACCUGCACAGCCACCUGGUGAUGAUUCUGUAAAUUUAACUUCAGAGCAACCUGCUACUACAAGAGAUGGAGAAUCUGAUGUGGAUACAGAGAAGAAUGAAACAGCUGAAGAUAAAAAUGAGAAAGAGGCAAACAGUGAUAACAAACCAAUCAAUGAACAUGAUAGGGCUGAGACCCCUGAUAGAAGACAUGAUAGGAAAAGCAGAGAGAGAGACCGAGAUAGGGAACAAAAACGAGAAAAAGAAAGAGAACUUGAAAGAUAUGAAAGAGAAGCAGAGCGGGAACGUGUUCGGAAAGAGAGGGAACAAAGAAGGAGGGUUGAGGAGUCUGAGCGUCAGUUUGAAGCAUAUUUGAAGGAAUGGGAGUAUAGAGAAAGAGAGAAAGAGAAAGAACGCCAGUAUGAGAAGGAGAAGGAGAAGGAAAGGGAACGCAAACGGAGAAAGGAGAUACUUUAUGAAGAAGAAGAUGAGGAUGAGGAUUCUAGGAAGAGGUGGCGUAGAAGUGUGCUAGAGGAGAAGAGAAAGAAGAGGUUGCGUGAAAAGGAAGAUGACCUGGCUGACAGACAAAAAGAAGAGGAAGAAAUUGCCGAGGCCAAGAAGAGAGCCGAGGAGGAUCAACAAUGGAAGCAGCAGAGAGAUGCAUUGAAGCUAUUAUCAGAGCAUGUGGUAAACAAUGGUGAUGAAAUUAAGGCUAUUGAAGAGAUUACUAAUGAACUCAAAAGUAUUGUUGCUGAACAAGAUACUGUAGCUGAUUAUGGUCUUGAAGUUUGUAUUGGUGAUGGUAAUUCACUAAAUGGCAUGAAAGAUGAAGUGGCCAUGGCAUCUGUUGCUACAACUGAUACACAGUCAAGUGAGAAUGCUCCUACAAAGAAGUUGGGAUUUGGUCUAGUUGGGUCAGGGAAAAGAACAGCUGUCCCUUCUUUUUUCCAUGAAGAGGAGGAUGAUGAUGCACACAAGGACAAAAAAAUGAGGCCUUUGGUUCCAAUUGAUUAUUCAACCGAGGAAUUGCAGGCUGUUCAAACUACUGCUUCUGGGCCAACUCCACCAAAUUUGGCUGCUGCUGCAGAAUUUGCAAAGCGUAUAUCCGGUACCAAUUUCAAGGAAGAGAAGCUGGAUGGGGAACGGGAUAGGAGUAGGCGUUCAAAUGAGAAGUCUAACCACCGGGACAGGGACAGGAUUGACGAAGAUAGCACUCACAAAAGAGAUGAAAACAAGGAGAAAAUUCCUGACCGUGGCCGGGAUCGGGAUCAUGGGUGUGACAGACUUAAGACUUCUGAUAACAGAAGGCUUUUGGAUGCAAAACAGUUAAUUGAUAUGAUACCGAAGACCAAGGAGGAGUUGUUCUCAUUUGAGAUAGACUGGACAGUGUAUGACAAGCAUCAAUUACAUGAAAGAAUGAGACCGUGGAUUUCAAAGAAGAUCAGAGAGUUUUUGGGUGAAGAAGAAAAUACAUUGAUAGAUUACAUUGUCUCCAGCACACAAGAACAUGUGAAAGCAUCUCAAAUGCUAGAGCGUCUUCAGAUCAUUUUAGAUGAAGAGGCUGAAAUGUUCGUUCUCAAGAUGUGGAGGAUGCUUAUCUUCGAAAUAAAGAAGGUAGAGACAGGGCUUGCUUUGAGGUCAAAAUCAUGAUUUGUUGAUUAUUGUGUUUCCUCCUUCCCUUUCCUUUCCUGAUGGAUUCAUAUUUUAACCACCAUCCCUUGGUAUGUCUUCACCCUAAGUGUAAAAUGGCUGCCUAAACAUAAACGCUCUAAUGUAAUUUUUCAGUCUGUAUUGUUUCAAGAUUCAAUCAAUCAUCUGGAUAAAGCCCCGUUUUCUUUAUGCAUGAGAAUCCGGUGGCAAUUUUUGUCAUGUGAAUAGUUAGAACUUUGGUUUUGUUGAUGACAGUCCUAGACUCCUGGUCCUUUCAUUUUUAUUUUUAUUUUUUUUAAAGAGAACAGUCCUUAAUCUUGUGUUAAGAAAUAGUGUCAUCAAAGAUGGUAUGCCCUCCCGUAUGUAGACCAGUCAAGAUGUUGUUUAAAACUGUCAAACUUGAUUUUUGUUACCUGAUUAUUUUUCUAGAAUCUUAUGACUGGUUUGGUCACACUCGUCGAUUCAAGGUGGCUUCUUUGGUGUACCGUUGGUAAAAGGAUCACAGGUGGUUCUUUUAAUCUUGCUUGCUAUACAGAUUUUUAUAAAUAUAAACUAGGUCUUUUUAUCAUUUAUGUUUCAACCUUGCAUUUAAAACUCUGCUUGAACCGGCUGGUUCAACCUGAAAAUCGGUAAACUGGUACCUUU
Molecule: messenger RNA, 4184 nt
Organism: Gastrolobium bilobum
Lineage: Eukaryota; Viridiplantae; Streptophyta; Magnoliopsida; Fabales; Fabaceae
Product: RNA-binding motif protein 25-like
Exons: 6
Coding region: 1134-3539 (801 amino acids)
Biological process (GO): mRNA processing
Molecular function (GO): RNA binding
Source: RefSeq, a predicted model, not a curated record